AUGGUUAUUGUCCGUACCUUCCUUGUAGUCGUAGUAGCUAGAAAUUGGGAGCUUCAUCAAAUGGACCUACAUAAUGCAUUCUUGCAUGGUGACCUUCAUGAGGAAGUCUACAUGCAAAUGCCUCUUGGUUUUCAGUCAGAUAAACCAGGAAUUUUUCUGUCUCAACGUAAGUAUGCUUUGGAUAUUAUCUCUGAAGUUGGAUUACUUGGUGCAAAACCUGCUACUUUUCCUCUGGAGCAGAAUCACAAUCUCGCCUUGACAGAUGGGCCUCUCUUAUCUGAUCCUGAGCGAUACAGGCGCUUGCAACCGCAAGAAAGACAUUGGGAGGCCGCAUUGCAAGUGGUGCACUACUUGAAAGGAAAUCCUGGUCAAGGAAUUCUCUUGCGUUCAGAUUGUGACUUACAUUUAUAUGCAUGGUGUGAUUCAGACUGGAGAUUAGAUUACAAUAAUGAUAAGGAUAACAGUGGUGAUAAUCAUAAUGAUAAAGACUGA
This is a messenger RNA of Nelumbo nucifera (sacred lotus), 492 nucleotides long. NCBI's taxonomy places the organism in Eukaryota, Viridiplantae, Streptophyta, Magnoliopsida, Proteales, Nelumbonaceae. The record is from RefSeq and is a predicted model, not a curated record.